Paramisgurnus dabryanus is the source of this 4818-nucleotide messenger RNA. The record is from RefSeq and is a predicted model, not a curated record. Lineage: Eukaryota; Metazoa; Chordata; Actinopteri; Cypriniformes; Cobitidae.
CUUUAUCCGUCUGGCUUGACUCUGUUGUGGAAGCCAUUUUGGGAUUUUCCUAGUAGUAAUUGUGAGUCAAGCGCGUAACUUUUCUCUUUUACCACGAGGAUUUAGUAUUAUGAUAAGAGUACGGAUCUAAUAUUUGCACGAAAUAAUUAUUACUUUUUAUUUUCAACCGCCCAUCGAAAUGCGGCGCACGUUUUGCGCAUGUAAGCUUCGGAUUGUCAUUUCUCAACUGGAAUAUCUUCAAAACAACAAGAGAUUAUAGACACUGAUGGUCGAACUGCGUGAUCAACAAUUCGCGAUGGAUUUUUCCCGCCUGCACACGUAUACUCCUCCAAACUGUACUCCGGAUAACACAGGCUAUACCUAUUCACUCAGCUCCAGUUACUCCUCCUCCGCUCUCGAGUUCGAGAAGGAGCACAAGAUCAAUCCUGUGUACGACUCGCCCAGAAUGUCACGCCGGAGUUUAAGACUACAAACCAGCGCCGGUUUCUACGCUGAUGGCAGCUUUGCUGAGCUCACAGAGAAUCACAACGUCAGCUCCAACAAGCGCUCAACAACGAGUGCGAACAGGUCUGUUCGAAGCAGAAGGCAACAGCGGGAAUCGUCCAUAUACGAGUCCCAGAGCGCAACUCAGACUCCUCAGAAAGAUCAGAUUCAGUACGCAUCAGACGUGAGCAUCAUCAGCACCGCCAGUGAUGCAUCUCUGAUCUCCAGCCUGCUGGAUCAGUCGACCCUCAGACAGAGCUCAACCGCACACACGUACUCAACGCGGCGGAGGCGAACCGAUCACAGUUUGAUGUUGGAGAAUGGAGACACUAGUAAAACAGAGACGCACACUAAAGCGAACGGCUACAUCUGUAAGGAUUGCUCCUUCCAUUCGGACCAGAUGACAAAUGACGAAACUGCAUAUUCUUUAUCGCAGUCCUUAUCAAUGUCCUCAGCUGCCCAUCAGACCGUUGCAGACGCCCGUAUGAACAGUGUAGACAAGACAGUUCAUGAUAGUUACUGUGGCAGUGUAAAUGUGGGGCAUCUGAUGACCACAGACAGACACCUCAAUCUCAAUGGAUCACUUUGUGAUGAUUGUAAAGGGAAACAGCGUGUGGAAAUACACACAGAACAUAAACGCACGUCCUACACCCAUCACAUACUCACCAUACUGUGGACUCUCGUGUCUUUCACAGGUUCUGGUCUACUGGGGGUUUGCAGAGGUUUUGCUUCAGCUCCUGUGUUUGUGGCUCGUAAGCUGAAGUCCAUUCUGGGGUUGGGAGUGUUGUCUUCAGGUGAUGAUAAUGAAGAGAAGCAGUAUGUGGAAUCUAAACAUUAUUCCUACACCCGUCACAUAUUCACCGCACUGUGGGCUGUUGUGUCUUACACAGGUUCUGGUCUACUGAGGGUUUGCAGAGGUUUUGCUUCAGCUCCUGUGUUUGUGGCUCGUAAGCUGAAGUCCAUUCUGGGAUUGGGGGUGUUGUCUUCAGGUGAUGAUAAUGAAGAGAAGCAGUACGUGGAAUCUAAACAUUAUUCCUACACCCGUCACAUAUUCACCGCACUGUGGGCUGUUGUGUCUUUCACAGGUUCUGGUCUACUGAGGGUUUGCAGAGGUUUUGUUUCAGCUCCUGUGUUUGUGGCUCGUAAGCUGAAGUCCAUUCUGUGGUUGGCAGUGUUGUCUCCAGGGAAAGCAGCGACCGGCGCCUUCUGGUGGUUAGGAACAGGGUGGUACCAGCUGGUAACAUUAAUGUCUUUGAUCAACGUCUUUCUUCUCACCAGGUGUCUUCCCAAACUACUAAAGCUUCUUCUGUUCCUGCUACCUUUUCUGCUGCUGUUCGGAUUGUGGUAUCUUGGUCUAGCUGGUUUUCUGACCUUCCUUCCCGCUGUAAACCUCACCGAAUGGAAGACGCUGAUGCCCACUAUUGCAUCACUUCCCUCCCUCCCGUCUCUCCCCUCCUUACCAUCGUUUCCUUCACUUCCUGCUUUCCCAUCAGAGCCACUGGCUCAAGAACAUCACAUCCAACCUCCAGUCACCUCACAGCCUGCAUCAGAGUCCAUUAACAGCGAGCGAUUGCUGCGACUCGAGCAGCGUGUGGCGGCGAUGUGGGAGAACAUUCAGCAGGGGGAGCUGAAGGCACAGCAGCAGCAUCAGGAGGCUGUGGGUUUGGUUCAGGAGCUAAAGGCGCAGGUGGACACAAAGACGGACAGAGACGCUCUCGGCCUCUGGGUCUCACAGAUGAUCGAACCCAAGUUCACAGCGAUCAGAGGAGAAAUGGAGAAAGAGGCCACCGGCAGGACACAGAUUGAAGAACAGCAUGUACGGCAUCAGGCGACUCUCGAAGCCCGACUGCGAGAGCUUGAACUUUAUCUGCAGAACCUGAACACCCGAACUACAGAAAUCCAUCUUAAACAGGAGACACCUGCCACAGCCCCCAUCAGUGUUGGAGUAUCUCAGGAGAAGCACGAUGCGUUGCUCCUGGAGGUUCAAAGGAUGGAAGCCGAACUUGGGCGCAUCAGAGCAGACCUGCAAGGAGUUAUGGGAUGUCAAGGGAAAUGCGAUCGGCUGGAUACCAUGCACGAAACGGUAUCAGCACAGGUGAGAGAGCAGCUGUACGCUCUCCUGUACGGUCGUGACAGUGGCGAUGCCGAAAUCCCAGAGCCCCUGCUGCCGUGGUUGGCCUCUCAGUACACGCGCUCGUCUGACCUGACCGCAACCCUCACGGCGCUGGAGCGCAGCAUCCUGGGAAACGUGGCGCUUCGGCUGCAGGAGAGCGAAGUGAAGCAGUCCACUACAGAAACUGUCACUCAAACCGUCGCCCAGACUGCCAUGGCUGCUGGGAUGUCAGAAGAGCAAGUCCAGCUGAUCGUCCAGCGCGCUUUGAAGUUAUACUCGGAGGACCGUACGGGACAGGUGGACUACGCUUUGGAGUCUGGAGGUGGCAGCAUCCUCAGCACACGGUGUUCAGAAACAUACGAGACAAAAACUGCUCUCAUGAGCCUAUUCGGACUACCGCUGUGGUAUUUUUCGCAGUCUCCACGUGUUGUCAUUCAGCCGGAAAUGUACCCAGGCAACUGCUGGGCAUUCAAAGGCUCCCAUGGUUAUCUGGUGAUCAGGCUGUCUUUAAAAGUGUUCCCUACAUCCUUCUGUCUGGAACAUAUUCCCAAAUCCCUCUCUCCGUCCGGCAACAUCACCAGCGCACCACGCCGAUUCACGGUCUAUGGAUUGGAUGAUGAAUACCAGGAAGGAGGACAACUGUUAGGUGACUACACCUAUGAAGAAGACGGAGAGUCCCUACAGAUCUUCCCUGUUAUGGAGAAGAACGACAAGGCUUUCCAGAUCAUUGAGAUGAGAGUAUUGUCAAACUGGGGUCACCCCGAAUACACCUGCCUAUACCGCUUCAGAGUUCACGGCAGCCCGCACGCUCCAUAAUCACAUCUGCUCUACUAUACAUUUAUAUCCCUUUAUGUACAUAGAGAAAACGCUUGGACUUUGACGCAGCGAGGAGGAAACUGGUCUCAUGAGCUACAUUUUUAAGACUUUAAUACGAAUGACGGAGUUAAAGGGAGCAGAGGAGAAAAUUUAAGCUAAAUAUUUUCACAUACACUCAUUUCCUUGUUCUUGCACUGAUUUUCCACGUUCGGCGGCACCUCGUGUCACAUAGAAACAAUUGCUCUCGUAGGAUCUCACCCGUAGAGGUAUUUGUGCCUUCAGACAGGACAUACUUCUCAUUCUGUGUACAUUUUGUUGUAGAGACGCUCAUGUUAGUCACUAAGCUUGAGUUUAACCUCGUCACUGCCCGUACAGAAAGUGAUUGUUUUUGGUUUUAAACCUUUAUUCUUUAUUUUAAAUCUCAUGAAAUAUGUCAAGAACAAAUUUGGGUCAAAACUGAAUUUUAGUUCAAAAAGAAAUUGCAUUAAAUUGAUGCUUUUUUCAAGCUCAUUUGUAAUAUAAAAAAAAUUGAAUGUAAAAUUUAAAGGUUUAUACAUUAUGCUAGUGUGGAUAUUGACUACAUUCAUUGUAUUACAGUAAUCAUCAUCAUCUCCAGAUGUAUAAGAAUUUUUUGCAUUAUGGUUAAAUGCCACCGCAAAGUAUGAUGUAAUUAUUUUUAAUUUGAGGGUAAAAUGCAACCCGGGCAUAUUUUCGUUAGAUUCACUCAAACAGGCACUAUUUUUUUCUACUUUUUGGAAAUUGUAUUGGACACUGAUUCGUGUGUACAGAGGACAUCUGGACAGAAAGAAAAUGGCCGUCUAUGGACACUGUGUGACUAAUCUGUGUACAUUUAAACAUAACUGGACCCGUCACUCAUUUGAUUCAGUAUCACAUUGCAGACGCGAUAACCUGCAGGAAUGUAACUUAUUGUAAUAACAUUUUUAAUCUACUCAUAUCAGUGUUGAUUUUACGUAAAGGGGUGCACCACGUUAUUAUUUUGUGUUUUUGUUCAGCAUUUAGUUUCAGUAGAUAAUACACUGUCAUGUUUUAAGAAAAUGUUUGUUGCACAAGUCCUAUGUAAUUCAUUGGAUAUGUUAAAAAGGCAAAGGUUCAUUUAUAGAACCACAUCUGGUAAAUGUUGUUGACCUUUUCAGUUUGUAAAAUACUUUUCGUUUGUUCAUGACUAUUUAUUUUAUCGAGAUAGGACUUUGUGCAGUGUGUUUUUGUAAAAAUGCUUUUCAGUGCAUAUUGGUCUGUUUAUAUUUUUAGGUUUUUUUUGUCUUAUAAAAUGUACUGGUAAAGGAUUUAAAUUUUAAGAAAAUGUACAUGAUUUCUUAUUGACGCUUUAAGAACAGACUGAAGUACAGCAAAUGAGUUAUUAAAACAAAAUUCACCAAAAAAAAAUG